AUGACGUCUGAAGGAGGGGGAGCAGUUGCAUUUCCUGUGAUGACCAUUGGGCUGAAGAUUGCACCACACGUAGCCAGAGACUUCUCAUUGAUUGUUCAGUCCAUAGGGAUGAGUUGUGCUCUGUUUGUAAUCCUAUUCAUGAACGUGCAGAUCGAAAAGCGAGCUGUGAUUUUUGGAACAAUUGGUUCAGUACCCGGGUUCAUUUUCGGGUCUGUCGUGGUGAGUGUACGCCAAACUCCAUUGAAUGUUGAGUGA
Strongylus vulgaris is the source of this 255-nucleotide messenger RNA. Lineage: Eukaryota; Metazoa; Nematoda; Chromadorea; Rhabditida; Strongylidae. The record is from the annotation of a GenBank genome assembly.